AUGGAUGAACUAAAAGCCAGACAUUCUAAGGAAAAGAAGGAUUUAGUGGGUAAGAAUUUUGUUAUUUAUUUAGUGAAUAACACAAUAUUUAGCUCAAACAACGUCUUUGAAACGUUCCAUCAACAAAAAUGAUGCCAAAAGGAAAAAGGAGGUUAAUGCUCAGAUUGCAAAGUUGGAAAACGAGCUAAAGGUUAAACACGAGAAGGAAAUGAAUGAUUUAGUUCAACAAACUGUCAAUGUUAAAGUAUCUGAUGAUUCUGAAGCUAAAGUGCCAAGUGAAACAAACUCAGAGAAUGUCGAAGAAGCCGGUGAGAAGAAGAAGACUAAAGCACAGAAGAUGAGAGUAAGUUAAUGUUAAUAUAGUUCAAUUCUUGCUUUAGGAGAAGAAGGAAGAAAAAGAUCGUCGGAUGAGAGAAGCCAUGAAGCAAGAUGCUUUGAACGCUGCUACAAGUCGAGGCACGGUGGAGAGUGAAAAGAUAAAGGCUGUGUUGGAAGACAGGAAUCUCAAGAUGAUUGAUAUAAAGCCAGAUGGAGAUUGUAUGUACAAUGCUUUAGCUCAUCAGAUCUCUUUAUUGGACGCUUCUUCAACGAUGACAGGUGACAAAGUCAGGGAACUCACUGUGAACCACUUGAUAUCGAAUAAAGACAGUUUUUUGCCAUUUUUGAACAAUGGGGAUUUAGAUGAUGAAGGUUUUGAAGAGUAAGAAUUUAAUAUAAUAUUGUUUUAUGAUGAAUUUGUAGUUUUUUUAUUCGUGUGGUUGAUUUGCAUCCUUAACUAUGUAUUAUAAUCCUGCUUUUUAAUUAAAAAAAUUUCUAUUUUCAGUUAUUGCGACAAAGUUCGAAGUAGUUGUCGCAAUGGUGGAGAAUGGGGUGGUGAACCAGAAUUACAAGCCUUUAGUGCUGCUUACGAGAAGCCUAUAGAAGUUAUUCAUGCUGAUGGAUCUCCACAUAAAUAUGGUGAAGGCUUCAAAGGAAAACCUCUGAUCUUAACGUAUCAUCGGUAUGCCUACUCGCUCGGUGAACAUUACAAUUCUACUCAGUCUUCUAAUUAA
This is a messenger RNA of Bursaphelenchus okinawaensis, 1052 nucleotides long. The record is from the annotation of a GenBank genome assembly. Lineage: Eukaryota; Metazoa; Nematoda; Chromadorea; Rhabditida; Aphelenchoididae.